Messenger RNA from Fulvia fulva, 501 nucleotides. RefSeq lists its product as uncharacterized. The transcript has a single exon. Bases 1 to 501 code for a protein of 166 amino acids. The record is from RefSeq and is a predicted model, not a curated record. NCBI's taxonomy places the organism in Eukaryota, Fungi, Ascomycota, Dothideomycetes, Mycosphaerellales, Mycosphaerellaceae.
AUGUCACUUCAAACGAAGACAACCUACCUCGAGCAUCUCGUUGCAGCUCCCACUCUGUCUACACCAGACCCUUGCCCAAUUUGCCACGACGACAUCAAAGCACCCUUCAAGACCGAGUGCAACCACAUCUUCUGCGUCGAGUGCCUUAAGACCUGGCUCGAGUCCGCGAAUACCUGUCCUUCAUGUCGCAACAAGCUCUUUGAGAAGGUUGAGUCGGACACCACAGGAGCGGCGGUCGAUGCUGCCGCAGAAUCGUCCUGGCAAAGAGUCUCUGCGAUGAUGGGAGAUACCGAUGCAGAGUUCAUUCGGUAUCCUGCGCGGAGUGGAAUGCCCAUUGGUACCCCAGGGCGGAGUUAUGAGGCUGAAGCAAGGUUCGGGUGGCUCAUCUGGGAAUUAGAGGAAGAGCUCAGAGCAAGACAACAAGAGGAAGAGCAUGAAGCGGACGAGGAGGAAUCGUCGGAGGAGGAUGACCUGGAGGAGGAGGAGGAGGAUCCACUAUGA